AUGAAGUUGUUAGCGUUUACUCUAGUCAGUUUAUUGAGUAUUUACUCAAUUAAUUGUGAAGUGUUCUUCGAGGAGAAGUUCCCCGAUGACUCCUGGGAGAGCGAGUGGGUGUACAGCGAGCACCCCGGCAAGGAGUUCGGCAAGUUCAAGCUGACUGCUGGAAAGUUCUACAACGACGCUGAGGCCGACAAAGGUCUGCAAACCUCCGAGGAUGCCCGUUUCUACGCUCUCUCGAAGAAGUUCAAGCCUUUCUCCAACGAAGGCAAGAACCUCAUCGUCCAGUUCACGGUGAAGCACGAGCAGGACAUUGACUGCGGAGGCGGGUACCUGAAGGUGUUCGACUGCAAGCUCGACCAGAAAGACAUGCACGGGGAGACUCCGUACGAGAUCAUGUUCGGACCUGACAUCUGCGGACCCGGCACCAAGAAGGUGCACGUGAUCUUCAGCUACAAGGGCAAGAACCACCUCAUCAAGAAGGACAUCCGCUGCAAGGACGAUGUCUACACCCAUCUCUACACGCUGGUCGUGAAGCCCGACAACACGUACGAAGUGCUGAUCGACAAUGAGAAGGUGGAGUCUGGAGAACUGGAGGCCGACUGGGACUUCCUGCCGCCUAAGAAGAUCAAGGACCCCGAAGCCAAAAAACCCUCAGACUGGGACGACCGCGCGACCAUCCCCGACCCCACGGACGAGAAGCCCGCGGACUGGGACAAGCCGGAGCACAUCCCCGACCCGGACGCGGCCAAGCCCGACGACUGGGACGACGAGAUGGACGGCGAGUGGGAGCCGCCCAUGAUCGACAACCCUGAUUACAAGGGACCCUGGGCGCCUAAGCAGAUCGACAACCCAGCCUACAAGGGCCCGUGGGUGCACCCCGAGAUCGACAACCCGGAGUACACCCCCGACGCGUCUCUCUACAAGCGGCAGGAGGUCUGCGCCGUGGGUCUGGACCUGUGGCAGGUCAAGUCCGGCACCAUCUUCGACAACUUCCUGAUUACGGAUGACUUGGAGGCGGCCAAGGCUGUCGGCGAGGAGGUCAAGAAGACCAUUGAGGGGGAGAAGAAAAUGAAGUCGCAACAGGACGAGGCUGAGCGGGAGAAGGAGAAGUCUGAGAAGCCUGAUGAGGAGGAGGACGACGAGGACCUCGACGACGUUGAGGGAGACGCCGCGCCCGUCGAUGAGCACGACGAACUCUAA
Plutella xylostella (diamondback moth) is the source of this 1197-nucleotide messenger RNA. It is a transcript of the gene Crt, whose product is annotated as calreticulin. Lineage: Eukaryota; Metazoa; Arthropoda; Insecta; Lepidoptera; Plutellidae. Gene Ontology annotation, molecular function: calcium ion binding. Gene Ontology annotation, cellular component: endoplasmic reticulum; endoplasmic reticulum membrane. The record is from RefSeq and is marked provisional. Gene Ontology annotation, biological process: ERAD pathway; protein folding.